This is a messenger RNA of Lichtheimia ornata, 2109 nucleotides long. RefSeq lists its product as uncharacterized. Lineage: Eukaryota; Fungi; Mucoromycota; Mucoromycetes; Mucorales; Lichtheimiaceae. The record is from RefSeq and is a predicted model, not a curated record. Gene Ontology annotation, biological process: lipid homeostasis; fatty acid beta-oxidation using acyl-CoA oxidase. The transcript has 8 exons. Bases 1 to 2109 code for a protein of 702 amino acids. Gene Ontology annotation, molecular function: acyl-CoA oxidase activity; fatty acid binding; FAD binding. Gene Ontology annotation, cellular component: peroxisome.
AUGACAAUUCCUAUUCAACAAUCCACCGAUGCUAAUGCAAAGGCGGCGGCUGCUCGACUUGCUCAACUCAAACAGCAACUCACAUUUACUCCUUCAUCCAUGUCCCUUCAGGCACCCACCGAUAUGGCAAACGAACGAGCUGCUGCCAAGUUUGAUAUCUUGACAAUGGCUCAUUUCUGGGCAGGUGGUGAACGCGAUUAUCGUCUUCUUCAACAAGCUUUCAAGUUGAUCAAGGUGGAUCCGGAAUUGGUGGUUCAACCUCCACGCAACAUUUUGGAAUUAUCGAGAUCAGAAGCCAGAGAAUUCACAAUGGGUCAAAUCUAUAGAGCCGUUCAAUUACUCAAGGACCCUGUUAUUAAGAGCCAAGAAGGAUUACCAGAAGCCAUCUUUAUGGCAUUGACCCAGUAUUCAGAGAGCUAUAGCAUGCGUAUCGGUGUACACAAGGCACUUUUCCGCAAUGUCCUCUUGAUGUUGGGUAGCGACGAACAACGAGAUACUUGGUUACCAGCCGUUGACAAUUAUGAAAUCCUGGGAUGUUUUGCCAUGACUGAACUUGGUCACAGCUCAGCAUUGCGAGAUAUCGAGACAACAGCAACCUAUGAUCAAUCCACCGACGAGUUUGUGAUUCACUCACCCACCAUUACUUCAACUAAGUGGUGGAUUGGUAUGGCAGGUCAAUCAGCUACGCAUACCAUGGUCAUUGCUCAAACCUAUAUCAAUGGCAAACACGUUGGCCAUAACUGGUUUAUUGUGCAGCUGCGUGAUCGUGCUACUGGUGAAUUAAUGCCUAAUGUGCAAGCUGGUGAUAUUGGUCACAAAGUUGGACGUUCGGGCUUAGAUAACGGAUGGAUCCAAUUCCAAAAAGUGCGUACGCCUCGAACCAACAUGUUGGCGCGUUGGACACAACUUGAUCGUGAUGGCACCUAUACACCAGCACCUUCACCCGCAUUAAUGUAUGCCACCCUUAUUCCCGAACGUGUCAUGUUGGUGGCCAAUACAUUGGGAAUGAUCACACAAGCCGUAACGAUCGCAACACGCUAUGGUGUGGUACGUCGUCAAGGCCAUCGCAACCAACAAAUCAUGGAUUAUCAAUCGCAUUAUGGUAAACUGGUGCCUGCCAUUGCGUUUUCAUACAUGGUGCGUUCGGCUAUUACCACCAUGGAUGAACGAUUCAAGAUUUUGACAGCAGGUGGCAACAUGGAUCCCGUGGUGUACAUUAAUCACAUGUCGGAAAUGCACGCCAUUUCAGCAUGCAUGAAAGGUCUUACAGGAUGGUAUGGUACCGAUAUUCUCGAGACUUGUCGACGUGCUUGUGGUGGCCAUGCUUAUUCUGCUUACAAUGCCAUUGGACAAAUCAUUGAUGAUUGGGGUGUCUUGACAACCGGUGGUGGUGAUAAUGUGGUCAUGCUCCAGCAAACAGCCAAGAUCUUGAUCCAUCAACUCAAGCAAAAGAUCGAAGACGAUGAGUAUCCCGAAUUACUCUUUAAGAGCUCAACGCAUUACAUCAAGCAUGCCAAGGAUUACCUUGCUUCCCCUGUUUGGAAUGUCCGAGACGUUCGUUCUUGUGUGCAAGAUUUAUCCUUGAUCGAACAUUGUCUCUAUGCCAUCUUGGUCAAGCGACUUAAUAGCAUUCGAUUGGCUCUUGACAAUGGCGCAAGCCAAGAGGACUUGCUUUUGGAAUCGGUGCGUGUUGCUGAAAUGCAUGCUGCCGUCUUUUUGUAUGCGGAUGCUUUGACCAAGUUUGAUCACUGGAAUGCUUCCCUCAAGGAUCAAGACUCCGCCAACAUGCUCCGUCGCAUGACAUCGCUUUGGGGUUUCCAUGUACUUUUAACCUACAGUGACCAAGGUUUCAAGGAAGGUUACCUUACUGCCGAACAAGUCAAAGGUGUGGAACGAGAAUACUUGCAGAGCUGUAAAGCACUGAGAAACCAAGUCAUUGGAUUGACGGAUGCUUGGGCCUACCCAGACUUUGUACUUAAGGCACCCAUUGCAAAGUACGAUGGCAACAUCUAUGAAGCUUACUUUGAUACGUUGCUCAUGGCACCCGGUAGCACAGGCGUCCCAAGUUAUCAUAAGACCUACAUUAAACCCCUCACAGAUGCAAAUUAA